AUGUAGUCCAGGAGCUCCGCGAAGUCGGAGGUAUUUCCGCUUCAGGAGAUUGAGAUUGCGGCCUUCGAUUCUCGCCGGGAGCGAUCUGUGUUCCAUAGACCUUGUCGUAUUCUUCUCGGAGUGCCCAGCACGUGGUUGGCAGAGCAGAGGAAUUCAGUGAACACAGCAGAGAGAGAAGAUACUGAAAUCUGGCUCUGGUGUAAGGGCCAGAUUCAAGUUCCAGCCCUGCCUCUCGACCUCCCCAAGCCUCAGCUUCCUUAUCUGUUACGUGGGAACAACAGUCAUCAUUGUCAUCAUGUAUUGAGAACUUGCUACAAUGCCAGCUGAGAAGAGGCACAGAGACGUUGGUGACUGGACAGGAGUCACACGACUAUGACACCGGUAGCUUCUUCACAGACUCAGCGCGUCCCCAGAAGGAGGAGAACAAAAUGACCAAGUUCAAGGAGGCAGUGACCUUCAAGGACGUGGCCGUGGUCUUCACGGAGGAGGAGCUGGGGCUGCUGGACCUCGCCCAGAGGAAGCUGUACCAGGAAGUGAUGCUGGAGAACUUCCAGAACCUGGUCUCCGUGGGGCGUCACUCCUUCACACCAGAUAUAAUAUCCCAGGUGGAGAGAGAAGAAAAGCUUUGGAUGAUCAAGUCAGCAACCCCGAGCUAUUGCUCCUCAGGAGAUAAGAAUCUCAAUGGCAUGGAGACCCUUCAGGAAAUUGGAUUAAGGUAUCUGCCACAUGAAGAGCUUUUCUGCUCACAAAUCUGGCAACAGGUUGUAAAGGAAUUAGCCAGGUGUCGAGAUUCCCUGGGAAAUAUUAAAGGAACUGGCUCUCAGUUGGAGAAACAAGGUGACGUGCUCUAUAAAGAUGAGUUUGAUAAAGACUUUAAUCGGAGUUCACACCUUCAAGUUCACCACAGAGACCACACUAGAAAAAAACCCUCCAAAGGGGCAGAGUGUGAGAAGGGUUUCAUUAGGGGCUCUCAACUUCAAAUUCACCACACAGCCCCUGUAGGAGAGAAGCCCUAUAAAUGUGAAAAGUGUGGAAAUACCUUCCGUCGGCUUUCAAGUCUUCAAGCCCAUCAGAGAGUCCACAGUAGAGUGAAACUGAACAAAUAUGACACAUCAUGUAAGGGUUUCAGUCAGAGAUCAUAUCUUCGUCGUCAUCAGAGAGUCCCCAGUGGAGAGAGUCCACACAGAUAUGAGGAAUGUGGGAAGAAUGUUGGGAAAAACGCACAUUUUCAAGCUUCUCUGAUAGUCCACAUGCUAGAGAAACCCUAUAAAUGUGAGGAGUGUGGGCUGGGCUUCAGUCAGCGCUCCUAUCUUCAUGUCCAUCAGAGAGUCCAUGUGGGAAAGAAACCUUAUAAAUGUGAAGAGUGUGGAAAGGGCUUCACUUGGCGUUCACGCCUACAGGCUCAUCAGCGAAUCCACACUGGGGAGAAACCAUACAAAUGUGAUGCAUGUGGCAAGGGCUUUAGUUACAGCUCACACCUUAACAUUCAUUGUAGAAUCCACACAGGUGAGAAGCCCUAUAAAUGUGAGGAGUGUGGGAAAGGCUUCAGUGUGGGUUCCCACCUUCAAGCCCAUCAGAUAAGCCACACUGGAGAGAAACCAUACAAGUGUGAGGAGUGUGGGAAAGGCUUCUGUCGGGCCUCAAAUCUUCUGGACCAUCAGAGAGGUCAUAGUGGUGAGAAACCAUAUCAAUGUGAUGCCUGUGGAAAGGGCUUCAGUCGUAGCUCAGAUUUUAACAUUCAUUUCAGAGUCCACACGGGAGAGAAACCCUAUAAAUGUGAGGAGUGUGGGAAAGGUUUUAGUCAGGCCUCAAAUCUUCUAGCCCAUCAAAGAGGCCACACCGGAGAAAAACCAUACAAAUGUGGUACAUGUGGGAAGGGCUUUAGCCGGAGUUCUGAUCUCAAUGUUCAUUGUAGAAUCCACACAGGAGAAAAACCCUAUAAAUGUGAGAAGUGUGGGAAGGCCUUCAGUCAGUUCUCAAGUCUCCAAGUGCAUCAAAGAGUCCACACUGGAGAGAAACCAUAUCAGUGUGCAGAGUGUGGAAAAGGCUUCAGUGUGGGCUCACAGCUUCAGGCCCAUCAGAGGUGCCACACAGGAGAGAAACCCUACCAAUGUGAGGAGUGUGGAAAGGGUUUCUGUCGGGCCUCAAACUUUCUGGCUCAUCGUGGUGUCCACACAGGAGAGAAACCAUACCGAUGCGAUGUGUGUGGUAAACGCUUCAGACAGAGGUCAUACCUUCAAGCCCACCAGAGGGUCCAUACUGGAGAGAAACCAUACAAGUGUGAGGAAUGUGGGAAAGUCUUCAGUUGGAGCUCUUACCUCCAGGCUCAUCAGAGAGUCCACACUGGGGAAAAACCAUACAAAUGUGAGGAGUGUGGGAAGGGCUUCAGUUGGAGCUCAAGUCUUAUAAUCCAUCAGCGAGUCCAUGCUGGUGAUGAGGGUGACAAGGACUUUCCCUCAUCAGAGAAUGCAUAUGGCAAAGAAGCUCUAUAAAACUACAUGCUUUAAUAUCUCAAAUGGGUGUUAGAAUAGCCCUGUCCUAGAAGGCAGAACAUUUGUUUUAUGAAAGAGUAUUUCUGCCUGAGCUCGACACAUCACCGUGGUUGGGUGACCACAUGGCAGAGGAGCCUCAUGAGAGUGGAGACAUAAGAACUUCAUUCAGAACCGUGACAUUUAGCAAGUACUACACACAUGAGAAGCUGAAAAAGGAUGCAUCUGAUCCCGAGUUAUCCAAAAAUACUAAGACAGAAAUGCCAAAUUUCUUCCACUAGAAUAAAAGCUCCCAGAGGGCAGGGACUUUUUUAGAUUGCCAAGUCCACUUUCCUUCUGUGCCUAACACACUGCAGGUGUCCAGUAAUGUUAAGUGAGUAAAAGGGAGAACAGUCACUUUUGAAAUUUUCAUUCAGUUCCUCUCUUAAAAACUUCUAUAAAAUUGUACUCAGAAAAGGAAUUCUCCAAGGUUUGGAGGACAUUUAAAUUAGACACAUGGGCCCAUUUUCUCAGCCCUACAGGUUCUGUGAACUAGUGUUUAUCAAACUGAAGGUUGUAACCCAUUGGUGGGUCCAGAAGAGUCAGUUCACCGGGUUGCAGCCAGCACUUUUGUAUGCUAACAAUUCUUGAUUGAGAUGUAAUUUGCAUGCGGUCACAUGCAUAACUUUCAUGUUUACAGCUUCAUGAAUUUUGAUAAAUGUAUCUACCUGUGUAAUUACGAAGAUCAAUAUAUACAAUAUUUCUAUUAA
This is a messenger RNA of Phacochoerus africanus (Common warthog), 3238 nucleotides long. RefSeq names its product zinc finger protein 45 (gene ZNF45). Gene Ontology annotation, biological process: regulation of immune system process; negative regulation of transcription by RNA polymerase II; regulation of cytokine production. The transcript is spliced from 8 exons. Gene Ontology annotation, cellular component: nucleus. The coding region runs from base 429 to 2492 and encodes 687 amino acids. The record is from RefSeq and is a predicted model, not a curated record. NCBI's taxonomy places the organism in Eukaryota, Metazoa, Chordata, Mammalia, Artiodactyla, Suidae. Gene Ontology annotation, molecular function: DNA-binding transcription factor activity, RNA polymerase II-specific; RNA polymerase II cis-regulatory region sequence-specific DNA binding.